Molecule: messenger RNA, 1978 nt
Organism: Aaosphaeria arxii CBS 175.79
Lineage: Eukaryota; Fungi; Ascomycota; Dothideomycetes; Pleosporales
Exons: 2
Coding region: 256-1665 (469 amino acids)
Biological process (GO): positive regulation of transcription by RNA polymerase II
Cellular component (GO): nucleus
Molecular function (GO): zinc ion binding; DNA-binding transcription factor activity, RNA polymerase II-specific; transcription cis-regulatory region binding
Source: RefSeq, a predicted model, not a curated record
GACCACCGGCGGCGGCUUGGCACGAAUUAUCGCAGUCGCUCCCGAAGUCACGGGGCUUGAGUUAGGCACGUUAGGGUCAUUUAUGGCUUCGUUCAUUCGUUCAUAUUCGUUCCAUCCUGUGUUCCUCUGGAUUCCCUUCGUGUUCCAUCAACAAUCCGCAAAUUCUCCUCACCAGACUAUGCAUUGGGUGUCCAACGUUGACUGCCAUCUCGUGGUAAGCAGCAGGACCCCAUACCCACCCGGAACCGUAUCGCCAUGGGAGAUUCACGACCGCGCCAGCGCAAAUUUGCCCCGCGUUCCAGGCAAGGCUGCUUGACCUGUCGCGCUCGCCGCAAGAGAUGCGACGAGAAACGACCAGAUUGCCACAAUUGCACUCGUCUGAAUCUGAAGUGCGAAUGGCAAACCCAGCGUCAGAUCGUUCCCGAAGCGGAACGCGAUCCGUCCCCACAGCCUUCGACUUCUACCGAGUUGAUCUUCUCCCCGAGAGCAUCGCUGGAUCCCUGGGAUUCUCUCCCUGGGGAAAAGGGUGCCGAGAGUAAGCAUCUCCUCCAGUACUACAUUGAAGCAUUCGUACCAAGUAUCUCCGUGGCCUCGACCCCUUCAAGCUUCUACACCUCGCUGUACAUCCCUAUGGCCUUCCAGUCCAAUGGUAUUCUAGACGCCAUUACCGCCUUGUCAUCUGCCCAAUUAGCCAGGAGGACCACCAAUCCACAGAGAGUACAAUAUCUACAGCAGCUCUCCGCAAAGCAUCAAGUAAAAUGCCACGAGUUUAUCAGAGAGCGUAUCUCCCCAACGGGAGAGCCGAUCUCGGAUACUUAUCAGGUCAUUGGCAUGCUUAUGUUAUUAGUGGGGCUCGAGUGCCUUCUCGGAAACAAGCAUACGAAAUGGCUCUCUCAGAUGCGUUGCGCCCGGAAACUCCUGAACUCAUUGUAUCUUGAUCAGGGUAUGAUGACUUCGUGGGAGCUGGAGUCCCUCCACAGACACUUCACCUACCAUGAUGUGAUGGCCUCACUGAUGACCAGGGCAUCGCCUUCUGACACGUUCUAUCCCAGCGAACGUGACUUCUCUCCCUUCCUCUCACUGGGUGAUGGGAAUGCCAUUGAUCCAUUGAUGGGUAUUUCGUACACCCUCUGUUCGCUCAUACGUCGGAUUCAGUACGUCACCGCACCCAAUCCUGCGUUUCCCCACCUCUCGGGAGCUGCCUUCAAAUCAAUAGAAGAGGAUAUCAAGCAGUGGACUUACGAAAGCCCUCUCUCUUCGCCGUGCAUUGAUCUUCCGCUCGGACUAGACCUUAUCGCAUUGGCGGAGUCAUAUCGACUAGCAGCGUUGAUACAACUGUAUCACAAUUCAGAAGAGCACAAACCUCUCAUACCGGUAUGCGCUGCUAGAGCGAUGCAGUUCCUCUCUAGAAUACCUCCCGGAAGUCCUGCCGAGUCGAGUAUGCUUUAUCCAAUGUUCCUCGCCGGCGCAGAGUUGGACGAGGAGGCCCAGAUUGCGCUUUGCUUUCAACGAUUGUCGAAUAUCCAAGAGCGCAAUAGAUACGAGAACGUAGGCAUGGUACAACAAGUACUACAAGAAGUCUGGAGACCGACUCUAAAUGGACAAGAGAAACGAGAUUGGGCAGAAGUAUUGAAGGAAUGGAAUUGGUCGUUCAGUCUUGGGUGAAUGCCACGACAAGAUUUUAAGAAGAUUCGUGCAUUGGAAAGUCAUUCCGCACGACGACGCCAUUGCUAUUCGAUGGGAAAAUUGCCGCCAUUGCGCGCCCAUUAACCAGAACAGUAACGGACUGCACCAGCCAUAUCACAGAAAACAUAGAGGGGUAGCUUAGCAGAGUACGCGUCCGAGUCCGAGUGCGGGGUAUCUCACCCGCAUCUCUACUUCUUGACCUCUUUCGUACACCUGCACAGCUCAAUCUAUAUCACACACGGCCACCCAUCAUCGACAUGUCUAGUCAUUGGCGCGGGGCUUUGCUACAAGG